AUGUUAUUGCAUCGUGUUAAUGUGGAGGAAGUGAGGCGGGGAGGUGCGGCGCGGGGUCGCGCCACCGAUAGUUUGAAGAAAGGGAGCCGCGGUGGCGAAUGCACGAUAUCUGCAUUGUGGCACGGCGUCGCGGCGCCGGCGGGUCUGGCGUCGCGGCGGCGGCGCAUACAUCAGGCACGCGACCACCCCCGCACCGCCGCACGCCUCCCCCUGCCCUCGCUCACCACCGCCCCCCUCCCGCCCCCUUUU
Molecule: messenger RNA, 249 nt
Organism: Iphiclides podalirius (scarce swallowtail)
Lineage: Eukaryota; Metazoa; Arthropoda; Insecta; Lepidoptera; Papilionidae
Source: the annotation of a GenBank genome assembly